Molecule: messenger RNA, 1267 nt
Organism: Parasteatoda tepidariorum (common house spider)
Lineage: Eukaryota; Metazoa; Arthropoda; Arachnida; Araneae; Theridiidae
Source: RefSeq, a predicted model, not a curated record
AUAGGCAUCUUAAAUUGUAAACAAAUGUAAAGUGUUUAAUGUAAAAUUGUAAGCAAAUGUAAAUGUAAAUCGUUCUACGCAGAUUUUACCAUAUAUUUCUGUAACCAGUUGGUAUUUGUAUAUUUACUUAAUACAAAUAAAUCUUGAUCUUCAUUCAUUCAAGUAUAUAGCGAUAUGACUCAAGUUUUAUGCAGGCUUCUGAAAUCACCUCUGAAUAUAUUAAGAAGGCCUGUCUUUCGAACUUUAAUGGUGACAAAAUGUUUACAGGAAAAUUAUGAAGGUGAUGGUAAAACAACUGUUACAAUACUGAAUAAAGAAUACAAGCAUUUAGUAAUGUUUGAUACCUUAGGUAAUCAUGGUUUUAGGCUUAACAAUGGAAUUUUCAUCAUGGGCCCUGUUGCAGCCUUUCCGCGUACCGUUCUUCAGUGGAAUGUUGAAUCAUUCGAAAAAGUGUCCAAAGAAUCCCUUUCAUUGUUUUCACUUUUAGAACCUAAAUUAGACUUAUUGAUAUUUGGCACCGGAGAUAAAGCAGUGCAACUCGAUCCCGAUCUUCGAUCUUUUCUUAAAUCUCAUAAAAUAAGCACCGAAGUAUUACCUACUGAAAAAGCACUUACUACCUUUAACUUUCUGAAUGCUGAGGGAAGAUGUAUAGCUGGUGCUUUCUUCCCACCCUCUGCGAUUAUGCUGUAUGAAGAAGAAAUGCAGCUUCUAGAUACUGCAGAGGAAAUAAAUCCUUUCAAUGCUUAACUUUAUUUGAAUGUUUUAAACAGAAUGUGUAUACAUAAGAAUUUUUGAAACACAGUUUUGUAAAUUGUAAACUUGAAAAAAUAUAGUUUACAGAUUUUUUUAGUGUUUAACCCACUGGUGGUUUUGAAAAUGGGCAAUAUUGGGAGAAUGAUCUCCGCUAUACACUAUUGCCCUAUCUAAUAACAAGGAAAAGCCAGUUUUGCCAUGCGGAGAAGACUCCAGGUUGAAAUACGACUUUUUACAUGCAGAACCGUCAGUGGGUUAAGAAACAAAAAAUUAAUGCAGUUUAAUAUUGAUCUUCAUGCAUUUUAGUAUUUAUAUUUAUGCAGUUUAGUAUUUAUCUUUCAUCUUUUUUUAUCAUACUAGGAAUAAACUAUAUUCCUAGUAUGAAUACUAGGAAUAUAACUUAUUUUGUAUGUUAUGUUUAAUUAAGUAAUUAUUGCAUUAAUAAGUAAAAAGAGUACUUAAAUGGCUAUGAAUUAAAUGUAUACUUCAAAAAUAAACUAUAUAUACAAAGUGA